CAGUGGCUAACUUGAAAAGUGCUUUUUACAUAAAACUAUAACAACUGACAUCAUUCUACCAAAUAUAAAUAAAAUCUGUUGACUAUUUUGAAUUUGAAUUAUUUUCUGGACAGACGGCACAGGAUUGGUGUGCAAGGACAGGCUGAUGAACAGACAAAGGGUUUCACUAUAUCCCUAUUGGACUUCAUGCCUUGGGAUAAGGAAUGAAUUUAUGACAUGAUUAUUCACACAUUGUGUCAAAAACACAGUUUCGCCACUAUCUAUAUGUAUAUGUACUGCAUCACGCGUUUAGGCCUGCCAUCAUAUUGUAUUCCUGUAUUAUUGUAGGUCCCAACAACCGAACAGAGGUAGUAACUAACUCUGUCCCUGUUGCAAGAGACUGCACAGAUCAUCCAGAUGGUAUCACUAUGGUACAUACAAUAAACAACAAACGGUUUGCAGUUAGAUGUGAAAAUGGUUGGAUAAUCAUGGCUCACAGAUAUGAUGGCAGUGUUGACUUUGAUCGCACUUGGGAAGACUAUCAAGAAGGAUUUGGUGAUAUAAUGGAUGAACAUUUUUUAGGGUUCAACAAAAUAGUGGCAUUGAUGCUCAAUGAUAGGUUUAAAGCCAGAUUUGAGCUUACAUCUUGGGGCAAUGAAACAACACCAGGGGAGAUGAGAUAUGCUCAAUAUGACAGGUUUGAAAUUGGAGAUAGGAAGCAGAACUACACCUUAAUCAUUGAUGGAUACACAGGUACAGCAGGGGACUCAAUGAAUUCUUAUACCAAUAAACAGUUCUCAACAAAGGAUAACGACCAUGAUGACUUCCCUGGGGGUCAUUGUGCUAAGGAUUCCUUCAGCCCAUGGUGGUAUGGAUGUUACGGGAUUUAUCAGGCUAAUUUAUUUGGCACAUAUGCAGAUGGUCCAAUAUGUCCAGUAACAGGAAGCUAUAGCUAUAAGUGCAUCUUCUGGAAGGCGUGGCCAAAAGACCAGCUCCCUGAAGCUAUAAUAGUUAACAACCAGGGCUACUCUUUCAAAGAGAUGAAAAUCAAACUGAAACCACUGUAAUAUGUAUUAUAACUCAGGUACAUGCAUUACAUGUUCUGCAUAUAUUCAAUUGUACAGAACAUGUAUGUGUUCAAAAUGUCACCAUAAAUUCUAGAUUUCUUUUCUUUCUAUAACAGAACCAUUUUGAUAUUUCUUGAGAACACUGACCUGAUGGAGCCUUGGCAUAUCCUAUAGUGGCAGUUGCAGCUCCAGCUUUGUAAAAUGUCUCAGCCAUGUAGCAGUUCAAUUCUAAACUA
This is a messenger RNA of Owenia fusiformis, 1282 nucleotides long. NCBI's taxonomy places the organism in Eukaryota, Metazoa, Annelida, Polychaeta, Sabellida, Oweniidae. The record is from the annotation of a GenBank genome assembly.